Melampsora larici-populina 98AG31 is the source of this 1093-nucleotide messenger RNA. RefSeq lists its product as uncharacterized. The transcript is spliced from 6 exons. The coding region runs from base 128 to 835 and encodes 235 amino acids. Lineage: Eukaryota; Fungi; Basidiomycota; Pucciniomycetes; Pucciniales; Melampsoraceae. The record is from RefSeq and is a predicted model, not a curated record.
GAACUUUUAUUUAAUGUGUUUUUUUGCAUCGCCUUUCGACUUGGCUUGAUUACCAUCAACAUUCUCGACUCAUCAUCAUUUAUAUCAACUUCAUCACUCAAUCUCUCAAUACUAAACGACAUACGAAAUGCUUUCUCUUGCUUUUGCCACAUGUGCCCUCGUCAUUAGCCAUGCUUUAGCUGCCGACUAUCGAGUUACUUUAGGUAUUUCUCAGCUUACUGGACAAGUAGGAGUCGGUUUCGAUCCUAAUCGAAUCUUACCUGUUGCUGGCGAUACUAUCACCUUCACAUGGAGUGUACCAUCUUAUAUCAAUAACCCACCUACUGGCUCCUACAGUGCCACUCAGGGAUCCUAUGGUUCACCUUGUCAACCAAUGGCGGGAGGAUUUGAUAGUGGACCUCGUACUACAGCUGCUGAGAGUUCAGGUAGUGCACCAUCAAUGGUGUUUCAAGUAAAAGAUACCCAGCCUUUGUACUUUUACUCUUCCGUGGGUGAUCAAUGCAAGCAAGGCAUGGUUUUAGGUGUCAAUAGUGCCGCAUCAGGUGAUGGCAGUGUCGAAUCCUACAUCAUCGCCGCCGGUGGUAAUCCAUACCCGGACACGGGAAACUCGAGUUCCACAACGACGACGACAACUACUACCCCGGCAUCCACUACGACGAACACAAGUGCUACCAUGAACAUGACUCAUUCGAUGACUAACAGUACAUCCAACAGUACCAUGUCUCAUAACUCGACCACCGCUUCUACUAAUGCUCGUCCAAGUAGCGCAACCGGUAUAAUCGUUCCUCAAGCCUUGGUCUUCAUGGCCGGUCUUAUCUCUGCCCUCGUUUUGUAAUCUUUUGUUAUGAUGGAAAUCAAGGAUUCGUUGUUAUUUCUUCAUUUCUUCAUGUUUUAUCAUCUUAUCGUUUGAUCUAGCAUACUACAGCACGACUUUCCUUUUUUUUAUUUCAAUUCUAAUCUGUUUGACGUUUACUUUUUAUGAAUUGAAUUUUGUAAGAUUGACGAAGCUACCUAUCUCAUCUUAUCACCAGAGUCCAACUCCAAAUUGACCUUCAUGGGUCUCCGAGGUCAUCUGAUCAAUUUUUGAACAUGU